Messenger RNA from Brassica napus (rape), 1007 nucleotides. RefSeq lists its product as uncharacterized. Bases 366 to 824 code for a protein of 152 amino acids. The record is from RefSeq and is a predicted model, not a curated record. The transcript has a single exon. Lineage: Eukaryota; Viridiplantae; Streptophyta; Magnoliopsida; Brassicales; Brassicaceae.
AAUUCGUUAUUUUCUAUUUUUCCCUGACCAGACGUUUGGGAAAAAUUCUUUCACUUCCACAGAAAAUUCCAGCCAAUUUCGAGAAAAUCCAUAGAAGUGCUAUUAUUGUUUCAUCUGCACCCUCCCCUCCUCCUAUUUCUAUUUGUGAUCCACCCUUUUUUGAAAAAAUUCUCGUCCAGGGAUCAUCAUGAUUUGAUUGGCAACUUAACCAGAAUCAAUGAUGAAUGACCUGAGCAAAUACAGGUCAAUUUUCACUAGAUUCUAUUUUCUUGGGGAAAUCAAGUUUCUCUGAGACGGUUAUCUUCCCUAUCAUCUGAAAGUCCCUGAGACUUUCGCCGCUCUCAUCUCUCUCUCUCGGUUCGGGUAUGACUCGUCACGUGAUACUGACAUCAGAAGAAAGAAACUCUCCACCGACCACGAUGAUCAAACACGCGGAGAGGAGGAAGGUGGGAGAGGUAGCCGGAGGAGCCGCAGCUGAGUGUGCGGCCGUGUGGUGUUGCGGUCCUUGCGCCGUGGUUAACCUAGUUGUUCUCGCUGUGUAUAGAGUUCCCGCGGCCGUUUGUAAGAAAGCUUGGCGACAAACCAAACGGCAACGUUUUAUGAGGAGACGACACGGUUUACUUGCGUCAGCGGCUGCCGAGAGCACCGUGCACGCUAGACUAAAGGAGGAAGAUCCAACGGCUGAAAUUGUUUUCGAAGAAAAUGUAGUGAAUGUCGAGUUAAACGACGUCGUCGUGCUUGAGGAUGAGAUGUUUGAACGUUUCUAUGGGGCAGGAUUUUGGAGAAGCCCGUCACAGAGGGACACAUCAUCAGGAAGUAUAUGAUUUCUUUGUGAAAAUAUUAAUAAUUAAUUUGAUUUAUAUGUGAUUCUUUAAAAUUAUCAUGCGGGUAUGUGAAUAGGAGAAAUGUAGUAAUAUUUAUACAUUGUUCGUUUUUGUUUCGUUCGAUUUAAAUAUAACUACGUCUCAAUUGGGAUUUGGGGUGGCUUUUGCAGACCAAAAAGUUCA